AAAGCGAGCAAAAGAAAAGAGAGAGCUGAGGGCUAGGGUUCAACUUCCCCGGCGUCCUUCUUCUCCGAGAUCGGCUUCUGCUCCUUUGAAUAAUCAUCGUCUUCUACUCCGAUCUGCUUUCUAUUCAGUCUUGUAAAAAUGGCCGAUACCGAAGAUAUUCAGCCCCUUGUUUGUGACAAUGGAACCGGGAUGGUGAAGGCUGGGUUUGCUGGUGAUGAUGCUCCCAGGGCAGUCUUUCCAAGUAUUGUUGGUAGACCACGACAUACUGGUGUUAUGGUAGGAAUGGGCCAAAAGGAUGCCUAUGUUGGAGAUGAAGCACAAUCAAAGAGAGGUAUCCUUACCUUGAAGUAUCCCAUUGAGCAUGGUAUUGUCAGCAACUGGGAUGACAUGGAAAAGAUUUGGCAUCAUACUUUCUACAACGAGCUUCGUGUUGCUCCUGAGGAGCAUCCCGUGCUUCUCACGGAGGCACCUUUGAAUCCUAAGGCCAACAGGGAGAAGAUGACUCAAAUCAUGUUCGAAACCUUUAAUGUUCCUGCCAUGUAUGUUGCCAUUCAGGCCGUUCUUUCUCUUUAUGCCAGUGGUCGUACAACCGGUAUUGUGCUGGAUUCUGGAGAUGGUGUGUCGCAUACAGUGCCAAUUUAUGAAGGUUAUGCUCUUCCUCAUGCCAUCCUCCGUCUUGAUCUUGCUGGCCGUGACCUUACAGAUUCCCUAAUGAAAAUCCUGACUGAAAGAGGUUACAUGUUCACCACCACUGCCGAACGGGAAAUUGUCCGUGAUAUGAAGGAAAAACUUGCAUACGUCGCUCUUGACUACGAGCAAGAGCUUGAAACCGCAAAGAGUAGCUCUUCUGUAGAAAAGAACUACGAAUUGCCUGAUGGACAAGUGAUCACUAUUGGAGCAGAGAGAUUCCGUUGCCCAGAGGUUCUGUUCCAGCCAUCAUUGAUCGGAAUGGAAGCUGCUGGUAUCCACGAGACCACAUAUAACUCGAUCAUGAAGUGUGACGUUGAUAUCAGAAAGGACCUUUAUGGUAACAUUGUUCUCAGUGGUGGUUCAACUAUGUUCCCCGGCAUUGCUGAUAGGAUGAGCAAGGAAAUCACUGCUCUUGCUCCUAGCAGUAUGAAGAUCAAGGUGGUUGCACCCCCAGAAAGAAAAUACAGUGUCUGGAUCGGAGGAUCAAUCCUUGCUUCACUCAGCACCUUCCAACAGAUGUGGAUCUCCAAGGGUGAGUAUGAUGAGUCUGGCCCAUCCAUUGUCCACAGGAAGUGCUUCUAAGUAAUGGAUUUUGUUGCUUUUGAUGGUUGAGUUCCCUUUGUUUUAGUUGGUUUUUGGUUUUCUAUUGCCCUUUUUUCGUGUUAUGUUUCAUGUGAAUUAAGACUGGCAGACGUUGGUUUAUGGGGAAAGCUGGUUUACAAAAGCAUAUCUCAUCCCUCAAGCUUCCAUGGCUGGUGCAUUGCUCCGCUCUGAUCUGCCCCAUUUGUCAAUUGCUGCCAGGGAUGUUUGUAGUUGAAGAGUGGUUGUGAUGUCUUAUUAUGAAUUAAAGCUGUCUGUCGGUCGGUCGGUCCUUUUUAAACCGUUUGUUGGCAAUAAUCAUGUCAAUAUCUACUGUAUCAGAAAUUGUGUUAGAGUCAGUUUGUGGUCAUUUUAUCAACUAUAAGGAUUCUAUUUAUUGCUGCGUUUACU
Cynara cardunculus var. scolymus (artichoke) is the source of this 1680-nucleotide messenger RNA. Its product is annotated as actin-7-like. Lineage: Eukaryota; Viridiplantae; Streptophyta; Magnoliopsida; Asterales; Asteraceae. Gene Ontology annotation, biological process: cell division. Gene Ontology annotation, cellular component: cytosol; plasma membrane; plasmodesma. The record is from RefSeq and is a predicted model, not a curated record. Bases 139 to 1272 code for a protein of 377 amino acids. The transcript is spliced from 5 exons.